Molecule: messenger RNA, 2486 nt
Organism: Sceloporus undulatus (fence lizard)
Lineage: Eukaryota; Metazoa; Chordata; Lepidosauria; Squamata; Phrynosomatidae
Gene: BAG2
Product: BAG cochaperone 2
Exons: 3
Coding region: 48-770 (240 amino acids)
Biological process (GO): protein stabilization
Molecular function (GO): protein-folding chaperone binding; adenyl-nucleotide exchange factor activity
Source: RefSeq, a predicted model, not a curated record
ACCAGCAGCAGCAGCAGGGGAAGGCGAGGGCAGAGGCGGAGGCGGCCAUGGCCCAGGCCAAGAUCUCCAGCCUCAAGAGCCAAGGAGGAGGAGGCGGCGGCGGCGGCGGCGUCUCUUCUUCUUCCGAGGGAGCCCCGCAAGGAGCAGGAGGCGUUGGCGUUGGCGUUGGGCAGGGGCUGCGGGGUCGCUUCUUCCGCUCGACUUCCAUGGCGGACCGCUCCAGCCGCCUCCUGGAGUGCCUCGACCAGCUGGAACUCAGGGUUGAAGCUUUGCGUGAUGCAGCAUCUUCAAUGGAGCAAGAAAAAGAUACCCUUCUGGAAAUGAUCCACAAUGUACAAAACAGCCAAGAUAUGAGGAACAUCAGUGAAGGUGAAAGAGAAGAACUCAGUCUGACUGCCAAACGCCUGAUGGGCAGAACCCUUACAGUUGAAGUUUCUGUAGAAACUGUCCGAAAUCCGCAGCAGCAGGAGUCCCUGUUACAUGCCACACAGAUGAUUGAUGAAAUUGUCAGUAAACUCUUGGAUGAUUUGGAAGACUCCAAGAGCCACUUAAUGUCACUUUAUGGUGCAUGUAUGUCUGAGGUGCCAUCUGGACCCGUGAAUCAAAAAUUCCAAUCCGUUGUAAUUGGAUGUGCUAUAGAGGAUCAGAAGAAAAUCAAAAGACGCCUAGAGACUCUGCUUAGAAAUAUAGAAAACUCUGAAAAAUCUAUCAUGUUAUUAGAGCAUUCGAAGUCAACUGCAAAGCAGCUCUGCAACAAUGGAAAAGAUUAAAAACUAAAUACUAUUAUGAAACUGAAUGUUUCCAUAAUGUACGUAAAAGCAAAGCCAAAAAAAAGUUAUGUAAACAUUUAAAGUCAUAGGGUUUGUUAGUGCAGACCUGACGAUGUCCUCGAAUUUGAGAAGAUCUUGUAGCUCUUAAACUGGUUCUUGGGUCUUUGCAGCACCAAGAGGCAUAGCUGGAAAGAAUCAUGGAAAAAUAUCCUGAGGGUAAAAAAUGUUACUGCUUCCCUGCCAUAUAAGAACACCAGUUUAUAAAAUAGGUUUAUAUGACACCUAUCCAGUGGCAACUAUAGGAACCAGAGAAUCAUAUAGACAUCCAGCAGUAUUAUGCUAUGACUUUUGUUCCCAUAGCAGUGUUACACAAUUGUUUUACUUAGUAUAGGGAAUAUUCCAUAAAAUGAAAAUGGUGGAUAUAUUUAAAUUAUUAAGUAGCUAUAGUUUAAUUGAGGCAUUAUCAGUAAGAGGAGGCAUUUUAUGUCCCAAGUACACAAUUUUUCAUAAGCUGUAUCCUGUUUUGUCCUGUACCAUUAGCUGUUAGGUAUUUUCAUACUUGUAGUGUAAAGUCAUUUGUUAUUGCUACACUCUGGAAACUCAUUACUGGUUGAGUCUCCCUUAUCUGGAAUUCCAAAAUUCAGAAUAUUCCAAAAUCCAAAACUUUUUUCACGGGUGGCGGAGAACAGUGACACCUUUGCUUUCUGAAGGCUCAGUGUACACAAACCUGGUUCCACACACAAAAUUAUUAUUGUAUAAAAUUACCUUCCGGCUAUGUGUAUAAGGUGCAUGCAAAACAUAAAUGUUUCCCAAGCAUUUCAGAGAAAGGAAAACGUAGCAACUUUUUCAGUUCUCUAGAAAACUUCCUUCCUUCUCACUUGUUAUGUGCAAGAAAUUAGUCUGUCACAUUUCCCUCUCCCCACCCUUUUUGGAGAGUGACCUUGCAUUUGAAAGAUUAUGGGGUGCGAUUGCUAUAAUAAAUUUGGGGGGGGGGAGAGAGCUGAUGUGCAACUUUUUUUCUUGCUGCAGAUUCAUAAAUAAAAGUUUGCACUCUACACUGUUAGCACUUCAGUAUCUCCCUUUUAAAUUAUAUUCACGUGGUAUCAAUACUUCUUAAUUUCUAAAAGGAGGUAAAAUAUUUUAUAAUUUCUUUACUAGCCUAUAUUUUAGUUGCAUGCAAGAUUUCUGUCUACUCAGAAAUAAACUAUCAAUUCACAGUAAUGGAAUUGUUCAUGGAUACACAAGAGGAACAGAUAAUUUCCCUUUCAUUUUGUUUCACAUUACCUUCUUGAGCAGAUUUUCUAGGUGUACAGAGAGUUAGCAAAAACAGCCUCUCCUCCGCUUCUGGGAGAAACCCCUCAGAGGAUAUUUUUCAACCCUGUAUAUUGAAUAGGGGGCUAGUUAGUAGAUUGAAUAGACAAUUCUGUAGUAAUUGCAAUUGAGGUACAUAGGAAAAAAGAGUGGCAACAUUGCCAGAAAAACGUGGAGCAGUAGCAAUAUUGAUAAAAAGAUUAUCUUCUCUCUGUUCUUGGUUAGUUUACGUAUUGAAGUAACUGACACUAUUCAGGAAAAUAAAUUCAGGAUGUUAAGUUGAUCAUGCUUUCAGAUUUGUCAUACACACCAGUGACACUAUUAUCCAUGACAAAACCAGUAAUGCGGGCAAAGGAGAUUUCAACGCACAGUUGGGAAUUUUGAAUAAAAGAGUCUGCAUAUUCA